CAUAUCCGACCUCCAAGAUGGUCUACCAAGUCUUCCAGGACAGCGUCCAAGUCCUUCCACUAGCAGAUGUCACCCAAAGCGCAAUGUCGGCGCCUACCUUGGACGCAGACGUCGACGAGCUCGAUGUCAUCACGCCCGCCAACUCCCUCGCUGUAUCUGCCGUUCCCUCAAUGCGCUCCAGUGUCGUCACACUUGUAGAAGAUGACAAUUCACCCCCUCCCAAGCUGCUGUCUCGCCGACAGAGCGCCCGUCAGCAGGGCUCGCGUAAGGUGUACAUCGACGGCCUGCGCCCACAAAAGAGCCCUGAGCCGUCACCUGCACCUCAGAAGAAAAGGCCGAGGUUGAGCGAGCCGGCGGAUGCAUUCAGCCAGAAGAAGCAGAAGAGGGAGGAUAAGAAAGCUACCACUGUAGUUAUCAACGCGCGCAAAGCGAAAGUCGAGGCUUCUCGCAAACGCUGGCUACUUCGGCACCGGGACAUCUUCGAACCUCUGCUCCCAUCUUCCACGUUCUUUGACCAUGUCGAGAAUGACAUCAACGAGACGGACGGCAACACAUCGUACGUUCCGUUCCGCAAGAUCGAGUGUCAGCCAGCACCUAUUCAGGGCGGCGAGAUGAAGGAGUAUCAGCUUCAAGGCCUCGCGUUUCUCGUGUACAUGUACAAGAAUGGCAUAAACUCGAUUCUUGGAGACGAAAUGGGCCUCGGAAAGACGCUCCAAACACUAUCCCUCUUCGCGUACAUCAAGGAGACGGAGCCCAAGGACAACCAUGACCCGCACCUGAUCAUCUGCCCCCUCUCCGUGCUUUCAUCAUGGCAAACCGAAGCUGCUCGCUGGCUUCCCUCCUUCCGCACCAUCCGCAUGCACGGCGCUGCCUCCGAGCGCGAACACAUCAAGAACGACCUCAAGUUCUCGUUGGAUACGAAAGGCGAGAAGGUCGACCUCGUGCUGACGACGUACGAGACGUUCGUCGCCGAGUCCUCGUGGUUCAAGACGCGUCGCUGGUUCUACUGUGUGCUUGACGAGGGCCACAGAGUCAAGAACGCGGAAACGAACCUUGCGGGGCAGGUGCAGGGUAUCGGGGCACUGCAUCGAUUGAUCCUGACCGGCACUCCCCUGCAAAAUAACCUCACCGAGCUCUGGUCCCUUCUGCACUUCCUUCUCCCUGUGGUGUUCACCUCCGCCUCGCAACGCCUCUUCCACUCCGCUUUCGACCUCACCAAGGGCACAUACUCCCUCCCGUUCCUACGCGCCGCGCAGACGCUGCUCGCGACGCUCAUGUUGCGCCGCACGAAGGCGAGCAUCGAGGCGGAGCAGGGUGGGCUGGGUGUGCCGCCGCGAGAGGAGCGGACGGUGUGGGUGCCGAUGACGGAGGCGCAACGCUUCUGGACGUAUAGGAUUUUGACGCGGAUGGAUACGUUGGAUCUUGGGGAGAUUUUUACGAGUGCGAGUUCGGGCGGCGGUGUGAAGGGCGAGGUGAAGGGCGAGGAAGUGGGGAGGGAAGAGGAUGAGGGAAGGAGGGAGAUGAUGGGUGUUAUUAGGGAGAAGAUGAAGGUGGCUACGAAGGCGGAGGAGGCUAACAGGUGGCGACGACUCAUGAACCUCCUCAUGCAGCUCCGCAAGAUCUGCGACCACCCGUACCUUCUCGACGACGCUGCGCCCGAGCCCUACGUCAACGGCGAACACCUCGUCGCGUCCUCGUCGAAGAUCAUCGCCAUCGACAAGCUCCUCAAGGAUAUCCUGCCCAAGGGCGAGCGAGUUCUCAUUUUCUCUCAAUGGGUAACGAUGUUGGACCUGCUCGAGGACUUCAUGCACCUCCGCGGGAUCCCGUAUGGCCGUCUGGACGGGAGCACGGUGCGUGCGAGGAGGACGCUCGAUAUCAAGCUAUUUCAGCAGGAAAAGUCGCCAUACCAGGUGUUCCUCAUCUCGACCAAAGCCGGAGGCCUCGGCAUCAACCUGACCAAAGCCUCGACCGUGAUCAUGUGCGACUCGGACUGGAACCCGCAGAACGACCUGCAGGCAAUCGCGCGCGCACACCGCAUCGGCCAGACCAAAGUCGUCAAGGUCUACCGCCUGAUUUGCGCGGGCAGCGUCGAGGACCAGAUGCUCGACCGCAUUCGGCGCAAGCUGUUUUUGUCGGUCAAGGUCAUGGGCUCCACGGCUGACCCGUCGUCGUCUCCUGCGGGCGGGGAUAAGGACGGGGAGAAGAUGGGCACGUCGGAUGUGUUGGAUAUUCUCAGGAAAGGCAGCAGCGCGUUGGGGGAAGCGGGGAUGGAGCUGAGUCGGUUUUUGGGUGCUUCGUUCGGCGAGGUGUUGCAGUAUUCGAAGGAGAGGGAGGAUGCGAGGGAUGCGAAGAUCCGCAGGGAUGUCUCUUCGUCUUCAGUAGGUCCAGGUUUGGAGGGCGUGAAGAUGGAAGAUGGCGUCCAGUCCGAGCCGAACAAUGGCGCGGACGACAAGACCCUUGUAGAGGACGCAGAGGCAGAGGAGCGCCGUUUGCUCAGCGGGAUCGCCCAGGUGCAGAGCAGGCUGUUCGAGGGUCGGGUCGUAGGUGGCGCCAGCACCAAAAACGGGCGGCAGGACAACAAGCAGCUCGCGAAGGAGUGGAACGAACUGCAAAAACGUGCGAGGGUGGAUAGGCUCGUCACCGUGAAUGGGAUCCAGGUCGUCGCGGAGAAUCUGGGGCAGAGUGCGCCCGCGGUUGUGAUAUCCCAGCAGAAGAAGAAACGUGCCAAGUGGGAGACCGAGGAUUGGUGUCUCCACUGCCGAGACGGUGGCGAGCUCGUCGUGUGCGGCCUGUGUCCUCGAGUCUUUCACGGUCGCUGUGCAGGCUACACGGCCGCUGAAGUGCGCCGUCUUCCACAGCUUCAUUGCAGCCAGCACGAGUGCUGCCAGUGCAAACGCAAGACACAAGAAACGGGCGGCAUGCUCUUCCGCUGCCAGACAUGCCCGCAGGCGUUCUGCGAGGACUGUCUUCCCGAAGGCGAGCUCGACGCUGUUGGCGAUACUCUUCCCGAGUUCUUGGCCCUGGGUUUCGGCACGCGGAUGGGCGCAUACUACAUCCGGUGCGCGGAUUGUCAUGCACACUGGGAGAAGAACCCCAAGGCGCGGAAGAGCUGGGAGGAGGAGAUGCGUGAGACGGAGGCGAAGCUUGCGAGCAUGGAUCCUGCAGAUAUCCCUUAUUGAACUUUGCUUUCCUUGGUUUCUUUGUUGAUUCGUUGACAUGUAGAUUGACUUUUGGUGACGGUCCAGACUUUGCUUAAUACCUCUUGCUGUAGCUUACUAUACCUUUUGUAUUCUCCAUGCGCUCAUAAUUACCUGUUAAUCAUGCUGUAGAUCAUACUGGCUCGUCUCGUCUAUAGAUUGCCUUUCGCUCGAUGCUU
This is a messenger RNA of Coniophora puteana RWD-64-598 SS2, 3376 nucleotides long. RefSeq lists its product as uncharacterized. Gene Ontology annotation, molecular function: DNA binding; ATP binding; ATP-dependent chromatin remodeler activity. Gene Ontology annotation, biological process: positive regulation of transcription by RNA polymerase II. The transcript is spliced from 16 exons. The coding region runs from base 18 to 3179 and encodes 1053 amino acids. NCBI's taxonomy places the organism in Eukaryota, Fungi, Basidiomycota, Agaricomycetes, Boletales, Coniophoraceae. The record is from RefSeq and is a predicted model, not a curated record. Gene Ontology annotation, cellular component: nucleus.